UCUUAAUCAGUGCAAAAGCUUAAGCCCAACCGAAUAUGAAGCAUUCGCUCGUUCCGAUUUUGGUUUCGCUCUCGCUAUACUUGAACCAGCACUUAGUAAACUUGCAAAAGUGCGGAGAGAGACAAAUAAAAACUCGCGAUCUCAUAACAAACAGCUUUGAUGUUCAACCCGGCGAUUAUCCGUGGCAUCUCGCGAUCUUUAUCAAACAUCCUAUCAGGCAGUACAUUUGCGGGGGAACGCUGGUCGGUCAGAGUGUUGCCAUCACUUCGGCGCAUUGUGUCGUUGUCCCUGGAUUGAGAACGGCAAGACAACCCGAUGAGCUCGUGAUACUAGUUGGAAAGCAUUUACUAAGCGCUCAAAGCGAGUCGGUAGCGGAAUACGAGUUAAGUUCAAUAAUACUUUAUCAGAAUUCCGCUGAUACUGUGGAAGUCAGACAUGAUAUAGCGCUAUUGAUAACGAAAGAACCGGUAGUUUAUGGGAAGUUUGUUCAACCGGCAUGCCUCCCAACAUUUUCGUUGAUUAAAAGUCAACUGUCUGGAACGAUUGUCGGCUGGGGAUACACGGAACAGAACGCGGUUUCUGAUACACUAAGAGCAGCGAACGUACCGAUCGUGCUGAAGGAUGACUGCAUUAGGAGCAAUCAGGAGGCGUUUAAGAACAGUGUAACAGAUGAAAUGUUUUGCGCCGGUUACCGGAAUGGUACCAACGCUUGCAACGGCGAUAGCGGAGGGGGAAUGUUUCGGAAUAUACGAGGAAAAUGGUACUUGCUAGGAGUAAUUUCCUUCACGGCUGCACAGGAACGGAAUCAAAAUUUGUGUAGCUCUACGGACUAUACAGCGUUCGUGGAUGUGGCGAAAUAUAGAAGAUGGAUAAUGGAAAACUCAAAUUCCAGUUUUGGGUGCAACUGUUUGGAUGAGAGGCCGUACGGAAAAAGAUCAAUGAAGAAACAAUAUUUUGUCCACAACAGUCAAGAGGUUACUUUCUUGCAAGCUUGGAGACUUUGUCAGAAUGUUGGGCACCAACUGGCAACGAUAACUUCGGAGGAGGACAGUCGGUUAAUUGAGCAAGCGAUUGCAAAAUCUAGCAAUACCAAAGGCCCCUGGUUUAUAGCUGGAACUGAUUUAGGAAAUGAAGGUCAUUUCGUGUGGAUCUCUACGAAUAGACCGGUCGGGUAUUUGACCGGCUAUUUAAAUUAUUCUCCUGGACAGCCGGAUAAUGCAGGAGGUAACGGAAAUUGCUUGGAAAUCGGCCGUUGGGGUGGCGUCGUUUGGAAUGACGUGCCAUGCGAAUGGAAGCAGCGCUAUAUUUGCGAAUAUAUCACCUGGAAUUAGAAUCGUUUUACGUAUCUUGUGUCUUUAUUCACGCAAAGAGUUUGUUCAUAAAGCAUUGAAAGAUAAGUAUUGCCAAGAAUUAUCGACAGCACGUUAUUCGAACUUUAAAAGUAUGAUGCAUUAGAGAAAUUUUGUUAAGAAAUCACAUGAAAUUAAAAACAUCGCUAGAGGAUAA
Molecule: messenger RNA, 1506 nt
Organism: Wyeomyia smithii (pitcher-plant mosquito)
Lineage: Eukaryota; Metazoa; Arthropoda; Insecta; Diptera; Culicidae
Product: plasma kallikrein-like
Exons: 2
Coding region: 36-1331 (431 amino acids)
Biological process (GO): proteolysis
Molecular function (GO): serine-type endopeptidase activity
Source: RefSeq, a predicted model, not a curated record